AUGGUAUCUCUGUGGCCCUGGAAGGGCGAGGACAACUCCCCGGCUUCCUUUGAGAAGACCCUGUCCACGCUGUCGACCAAGAUCGCUCAGACAGCCUCUCGUCUCGACCAGCAGCGCCAAACUACCCGCCGAUUCAAGGCUCUGUGGACCCUCUACUCGACUUUGGCUUACCUGUUCUACUCGAUCGUUCUUGCGCUGGUGUUGGGGUGGGAGAGCUGGGGAAUCAAAGAAUAUGCCGCUAUCGGCGGUGGACCGGUCUUGAUCUACGCCGUACGAGCUUUCGCUUCCAACCUUUAUAACUAUCGUGCCUCCCGAACCCAAACCCGACUCGACGAUCUCCAGAAACGGCGCGAUGAGACCAUCGAAAAGCUCAAGGUGGCCACGAAAUACAAUUCGACGCAGCAUUUGCUUGAGAAAUAUGGUGGGGAGUCUCUGCAACAGAGUCCCAAGGGCGAGGGCGAGAAGCGCAAGUCGGCCAAGGCACCACAACCACAGCCCGUCGCCCGAACUGGACUUGCUCCUCCACCUACCGCGAAUAUUCGACGCCCAUCUGCCAUGCAAGAUAUUCCACAGACCCCAUCUCCGCCUCCCUACGCUUCCCAGGGUCAGCCGCAACCCUUUCCCGCCGCUCCCCCUACCGAUCCCUCUGCCCCUCAACCGGCUACUGACGAGCCAGGCUUCGCGCCAAACGCCUUCUCGAAUUCUGGCCAGUACAUUGAACAACCGCACUGGUAUGACCGCCUGCUAGAUGUGCUGCUGGGCGAAGAUGAGACCCAGCCUCGCAACCGCAUGGCGAUGAUCUGCAGCACAUGUCGACUGGUAAACGGUCAGGCACCGCCGGGCAUUAAGACGCCCGAAGAGCUAGGUCGCUGGCGGUGCGGCAGCUGCGGAGCUUGGAACGGGGUCGAGAGCGAGACGAACCAGAUCCUCACGAGCCUCCGCGAUCAGAUCGCACCGGCAGAGGGAACCUGGGAGCCCGUGUCCCACGCCGAGUCCUCUGAGGCUACGGAUGACGGUGUGAUUGUUGCUGCUGGUGAGGAUGACCAGGCUGAUCGCAAGGGCUUGGAUGCGGAGCUUCAGGACGUCCAGUCUGAGCAAGAAGCCGAAGAGCCCAUGUCGGAGGAGCCCGUCCGGCGGUCGAAACGCGGCCAGAGCAAGGGAGGCAAAAAGAAGGAGUAA
Messenger RNA from Penicillium lagena, 1179 nucleotides. RefSeq lists its product as uncharacterized. The record is from RefSeq and is a predicted model, not a curated record. Gene Ontology annotation, biological process: endoplasmic reticulum tubular network organization. The transcript is spliced from 3 exons. Gene Ontology annotation, cellular component: endoplasmic reticulum tubular network. NCBI's taxonomy places the organism in Eukaryota, Fungi, Ascomycota, Eurotiomycetes, Eurotiales, Aspergillaceae. Bases 1 to 1179 code for a protein of 392 amino acids.